This is a messenger RNA of Syngnathoides biaculeatus (alligator pipefish), 1214 nucleotides long. RefSeq names its product opsin 8, group member b (gene opn8b). Gene Ontology annotation, molecular function: G protein-coupled receptor activity. The coding region runs from base 174 to 1214 and encodes 346 amino acids. The record is from RefSeq and is a predicted model, not a curated record. The transcript has 5 exons. Gene Ontology annotation, biological process: visual perception; G protein-coupled receptor signaling pathway. Gene Ontology annotation, cellular component: membrane. NCBI's taxonomy places the organism in Eukaryota, Metazoa, Chordata, Actinopteri, Syngnathiformes, Syngnathidae.
GUUUUUCAUGGAAAAUGGAUUGCACAGGUGCAAAGGACGAGAGCUUCGUGGGUUCCAAAUGACAGGCUGCUGUGAGGGAGGAGGAGGACGGAGCGCCGCACAGAUGGAUGUGACAGCACCACGCAGCAGGCACACGUCUAUCUUCUUCUUCUGCUCCGUCUUCUACCACUAACAUGGAUUCUUCUCCAACGCCGCCCGCGUACGACCACUACCGCUCCACGCUGUCGCCCACCAUGGACAUCGGCGCUGGCUUCUACCUGCUGUUUAUCACCGUGUUCUCCAUCAUGGGCAACCUGCUGGUUCUGGUGAUGGCCUUCAGCCGUUCCUCCCGCAUGAAGCCUCCCGAGCUCCUGAGCGUCAACCUGGCGGUGACCGACCUGGGGGCGGCGGUCACCAUGUACCCCCUGGCCGUGGCCUCGGCCUGGAGCCACCGCUUCCUCGGCGGGGACGCCGCCUGCCUGUACUACGGCCUGGCCGGCUUCUUCUUCGGCGUGGCCAGCAUCAUGAAUCUCACGGUCUUGGCCAUCGUGCGCUUUGUGGUGUCGAUGGGCCUGCAGUCGCCCAAGGACAAAGUGAGCUGGCGGCACGUCAAGCUUCUGUGUUCGUGGUCUUGGCUGUACGCUCUGGUCUGGGCUCUCAUGCCAGUCCUGGGCUGGGGCCAAUACGGUCCGGAGCCUUUCGGCCUGUCCUGCUCCCUGGCGUGGGGUCGUCUGAGGAGCGAGGACUCCUCCUUCGUGGUGGCCAUGUUCUCCUUCAACCUGGCUCUGCCGGCCGCCGUCAUCGUGUGCUGCUACUUCGGCAUCGCCAUCAAACUCUACGUCACCUACAAGAAGUCUCUGGGACACGGGCGACGCAUCCCCAAUGUACUCAAGAUGCACCGCAGGCUGUUCACGAUGGCGGUGCUGAUCAGCCUGAGCUUCAUCGUCUGCUGGUCUCCUUACAGCAUCGUGAGCAUGUGGUCAGCCAUCGGGCCCGGCAGCUCCAUCCCGCCUCAACUCAGCGUUCUGCCCUGCAUGUUCGCCAAGAGCUCCACAGCUUGCAACCCCGUCAUCUACUACAUUUUCAGCCAGAGCUUCAAGCGGGAGGUCAAGCAAGUGAUGCGCUGCCGGCCGGGAUUAAACCAGUGUUGCGGCGGUGAGGACGCCGAGCGAGCCAAAGAAGGAGCGUCCCAGUCGGGUUCCAAGGGGGAAGGGGGCGCGACCACGCAGGUUUGA